Messenger RNA from Ectocarpus sp. CCAP 1310/34, 2215 nucleotides. Lineage: Eukaryota; Phaeophyceae; Ectocarpales; Ectocarpaceae. The record is from the annotation of a GenBank genome assembly.
CGCGACAACGAGCUGCCGGGCCGGAAAGAUCGGAAGGCAGGUUCAGGUAGAGGAGUUUACGCGCCAACGGGCGGCCGUCCGGAGUGGAAUCGGCAGAAGUGGGACCCACCGCAAGAACUUUGUAGGGCCCCGUCCAGGAAAGUGCGAAUUUGGCCUUGAGCACCUGUUGGUCCGUGUCCUUCUGCACACCCUGUCGAAUUGUAGCGGCCGUGUUGUACACCCAAGCCCACCCGCCAACAGCACAGCUACACCGCUACUCCACUCCUUGUACACAACAGCUAGGGUACGCAGCAUUGAUACCCCUCUUCACCUGUUACUCCAACAACGAUUGGAGAUGAAGCUCAAGCACUUGGAAUCACACCUGCAAUCGGUGACAACUUACAGCGAGCUUGGCGCCGAGAAAGUUAACAUCGAGCUCGAACAGUACAGUACAUCAGCUCACUUGGCAGCACGAAUGGUUUAUACGGCCGAAUUCGAGUUUGGAGACAUCGAAGACCGGAGCGUGCUCGACCUCGGUUGUGGAACGGGUAUGCUUGGGAUCGCCGCCGGCAUUCUUGGAGCCGGUGCUGUUGUGGGGCUUGACGUUGAUUCUGGGGCGCUGUCAGCUGCAGCUGAAAACGCCGAAUCGAUGGGAAUCGAUAUGGACUUAGUGUGCUGCGACGUCGCACGGAACCCGUGCAUACCAGAACGAUUUGACACGGUUUUGAUGAACCCCCCCUUUGGAACACGGAGAGCUGGCAUCGACGUCAUCUUCCUGGAGCGUGCUCUCGAGGCUGCACCGACGGUGUACUCCAUGCACAAAACUUCCACCAGAAAGCACCUACUGAAGAAGGCGGAGGAAUGGGGAGUGGACAUUACGGUCCUGGCGCAGCUGCGUUUUGAUAUUCCUGCGACUUACAAGUUCCAUACGCGCAGAUCCAUGGACGUGGAGGUCGAUCUUAUCAGACUGCAAAAGCGCUUGUCGCGUUCAGAUAAUUAGUGCUGAGAGCGGUUUGGAUGCCAAAGGAUGAGGGGGAAAGAUGACGCUGGAGUUUGGUUUCGUGCUCAAAGAGCUUUCCCCACCUCGUGUAAAUAGUAGAGUAGAUGCAUUUUUUUCGUGGGUAGCUUUUGUUAAAGGGUUGCCAUGUAAGUGAAACGCAACAAGCAGUGGCAAGGGUUGUGUGCCGCGUGUUGGAUAUCUACAUGGAGCAGUUUGUUGCGACUUCCAUGUUUUGGUCAGAGAUGACCGGUAUUUGUUGUGUGCCCGGUAACAAAUGAAUAGGAGGUGGUCUUGUCGGGCAGCAAGUGGAUGGUGUACGGCACGCUCGUCCGAAUGUGUGUAACGUUGGGACGUCGGGCAUGCGGCAUUCCACUUCAAGUACGGGGCAAAUUGGUUGAAUGCCUCGUCUUGACCAUACCAACAUUUUCACCAUUCCAGAACGCGGGUCGGUUGUACCAGCUUUGCACUUUCUUGCGAUUCUUCUUGAGUUAUUUUCCUUGCGUUAAUAUGGUUUACGUGUGUACGAAGUACGUAAGUACACAGCAGCCGCAGCGUCACUUGGCGUCACCACUAAGAUAGUUGGUCGAGACUACUACAAAAUUGUAGUAAGUGGUGCAACAAAAAAAAAAUUGUGUACAUCAUGCCUGGUGUACAGUAUUCAUCUAUUUUCUAGAACUGUGCGUCCAAUACACCCACCCACGGUUCCCACGAAGUUCGAAAACGAUACACACAUACAAGCUUGUGUCGUCUGAGUUUGCUGUACAUGGUGAAUUAACCGGAGGAGGUCCUCCCUGCACAGAGUUAUGCAUAUGAUACAAGCAGGUAUACCCCUUUCCUUUCUCUUAUUUUGUUUUCUUGUUCCGAGUGGUUUGUACCCUAUUUUUGUUUUGUUUCCCCGCGGCGUCGUAUUGUUGUUGUUGUUGUUUGUCUUCACAUUAAACCGUAUGUCAGUUGCUAGAUGCCAAAAUCUAGCAAAAGACUCUCAGCCCGUGGUCACGAAAGUGUUAGAGCCAUCUGAGGAUCUAAAGAACACGCACACAUCUGACGAGAAAAAGGUAUGCAAGAGCCCGAAGAGGUACACCUAAAAAUCCCUGCAGCACCGUAUGCGUGCCCAAAAACUGAACUGCACGUCCGUCCCACCGUUCGACUACAGUAGCAUCACCCCCUCCCUGUCCCACUCUGUACCAAAACGGAAGAUUGCCGACUACAGCAUAAUGCUGUCUGAAGUGCUGUCUG